Columba livia (rock pigeon) is the source of this 3889-nucleotide messenger RNA. RefSeq names its product thioredoxin related transmembrane protein 4 (gene TMX4). Lineage: Eukaryota; Metazoa; Chordata; Aves; Columbiformes; Columbidae. The transcript has 8 exons. Gene Ontology annotation, cellular component: endomembrane system. The record is from RefSeq and is a predicted model, not a curated record. Bases 45 to 1001 code for a protein of 318 amino acids. Gene Ontology annotation, molecular function: disulfide oxidoreductase activity.
CCACGCCCCUCGCGCCCUCACUUCCUGGGGCGCGCGGGUUGGACAUGGCGGCCACGGCCGCUCUGCUCCUCGCAGCGCUGCUGGGUCUCGCCGCCUCCUCCUCAGUCUCCUCCUUCCCGGCGGGCAGCCCUGGGGAGCCGCGGAGCCGAGUGCAAGUGCUGGGCGGCUCCAACUGGAGCCUGGUGCUGCAGGGCCAGUGGAUGUUGGAGUUCUAUGCUCCUUGGUGUCCAGCUUGUCAACAGAUUGAAGUGACGUGGGAGAGUUUUGCAAAGGAAAGCGAACAUCUAGAUAUCACUGUGGGAAAGGUGGACAUCACUCAGGAACCAGGUUUGAGUGGUCGUUUCUUUGUCACAACGCUUCCUACAAUUUACCAUGCAAAUGAUGGAGUAUUUCGCAGAUACCGAGGCUCAAGGACAUUGGAAGAUCUUCAAGGUUACGUGUUAGAGCGAAAAUGGGAAGCUGUGGAGCCUGUAGCAGGAUGGAAGUCUCCAUCAUCUAUAAUGAUGCAUGGGAUGGCAGGAUUAUUCCAUCUCUCUGGAUGGAUCAGGCAAAUUCACAGCUACCUCACCGGCACUCUUGGAAUUCAUGUUUGGGCUUCUUAUGCAAUCUUCAUCUUAGCGACCUUAUUGAUUGGCCUGUUCCUGGGUCUGAUACUGGUUUUGAUUUCAGACUGCCUGUGCCCAUCCAAGGCAAGAUACACAGUGGAAACAUCCGAAGAAGCAAUUACGAAGGAUAAUGUGGAGAACGCAGCAUUAGAAGAACCGGAGGAGGCUGCAGAGCUUUCGGCAGAUGAUGCGGAAGAGACCGCAGAUGUAAAAGAUCUCUCAGAUGGAGAAGAUGCGGCACAUUCAAGCGCUGAUGACUCAGAGGAGGAUUUAGCACUUGCAAAAGAAUCAGGGGAAGAAGAAAUGGAAGACUUAAGUGAGCAACCUGCAGCUGAUGCAGAGACUGAAAGCUCAGUAAGGCAGCGUAAAAGUCAGGCGGCCGAUAAUGGACUAUAGCUGCUUCAGUGGUGUGUUUUGUACACUCGGACCAAAGAAGCAUCAGACCCUUCGACUGAACCUGAAGCUCACACUUGAUUUGUUGUUUGUGUUUACACAAAACCUCUGCUCUGUCAGCAGGCUUCUCUUUUUUCAAGCUGAUAUUCACUCGUUGGGUUUGUUUUAUAAGCACAUAUGGUGUAUAUUGUAUCCCUUUAGCCAUGACAAUCAAAAUACAUAUAUCUUGUCUGAAGUCUUCUCAGAGAAAAGGGGUGUCACAGUGUCACUUCACCGGCUAUAAAAUGGUCACGUCUGCCAUGUUCGGUUUUAAGUAUUACCCUAAACAAGAUCAGGACUUUUUACAGUAGCUUGGCAGGACUGGCACUUUUCUGUCUCAAUGUUUAUUGUUUCCAAAUGCUACAGAAGCACCAGAUAAGUGAUACAGCAGUGAAAGAAGGCACCUUACUCUAGUCCUCUGUUAAAAAUGUGUAUGAUGGGCUUAUUUUUAUCACUUGAGACUGAAGCACCUUUCUCUUUCAUUUUUAUUAGUUGGUUUUUAAAGUUUAUCGCACGUUAUGCUGCGUUCCAUGGACUCUUUAGUUUUUGUUAAUUUGCAAGUGUGCUGCACAGCUUAAGCUUCUCAGCUGAGCUUUUUUUGACCCAAGGAGUUUGAGGAAUUGGAAACCUCAGGCUGAUAGAGUGGCAGCUAAAUGUUUAAAAUACAUUGGAGCUUUUAAAAGGCUUAAAAAGUUAUUUCCGUUGGGGGGACUUUUGCCAAAGCAUUGACUUUUAAUAUUUUCCUUCAAGAGACUGUAGCAACAAGCAUUUGCUUUGCAGUUCUAUAUUUUUUGCCAAUACAAGCUUGUCAUAUGCAUCGCAGUUCUGCCUUUUCCAGCUUGGAAAGAACUCGAACUGCUUUACUAAUAUUAACUGCAGAGACACUGAAGGUUUUAUCUUUGAUUGCUUCUCUCCUUUUUGUCACCAGAAUCGGCACAUUAGGAAAAGGGAGGGACAUGGGUGGCGAGAAGCUUUUCGUUUUGCUGCUUUUAUCAAGAUGAACGUGUAUGUGUUGAACUGUGUCAAGUGCAAAUGGCUUGUCAGAUAGACAACAUUAGGUUAAAAUACUUAAAUCACUAAAGACUGAAGUAUUUCCCUUCUUUGUUUUGGUUAAUAUAUAAGGCUUUUUUUGGUAAGGAAUACCUACAGUGAGAUCCUAUGUGUUCCUAUUUUAUAUGUGAUCAUGUGCAUAAGAUGUGUCUUAAUCUUGGUUUUGUUGUUUUGUUUGUGUUUUUUUAAGAUGUAUAUUGCAUAAACCUUGCUAACAUGCAUGAAUUCCAUCGUGUUGCUCAAGAAUAAUCAGAGAUGAAAUAGUCUCUUAUUACAAGAGACAACUUGCAAGUGCAAAAUGCUGGUUUCCUUUGAGACUGAGAUUAAUAGGGCAAAUUUGUGUUGAAAGUUGGGGUUUAGGGUUUUUUGGGAUGCUCAUAAAGAGCAUAUGUACUAGGAAAGCUUAACUUUUCCUGUCUAUGUUGUUUCAUAUUGUGUCUUGGAAGUAUAUGGUAGAAACUCUGCAUUUGUCUGUUUCAGCUGUGUAAAGAACAAAAUUACACUGCGUAUAUUGAAUAUUAACUUUCUUAAGGAAAGUUCUCAGUCUGGGGCUUGAAUUUCACAUAGUGGACACAUGUAAAUAUGGGUUUGCACAUGUGAACAUGUACAGUUGAUAAUAUAUAUACGUUGCACAAUAACAAGAACAGUUUUCUUGCGUUACCUGGAUGUUGUUUCAUGUAACUGAACAAUUAUAGUAGCUUGUUAACUGUGGGACUCAGUAGCAGUUCAGAUACACACCAGCUUGCUUUUUUUAAUCAAUCUAAGCUUGUAUUUGCAAAAAUUAAGUAAACUGCCACUGUAGUCUGGAGGGAAGAACGGUGCACCUAAAAGCUCAGAGUACAGAUCUGUUGUUUCCAUGAUGUAUUUGGGUUUUUUUCAUUAUCUGUGUAUCAGGAGCUCAUAAAGUCUGAACGGAAAAUGAGAUUUUUAACCACGUUUCAUGAGACAACCAGAAGUCAGUGUGUAUAUUCAGUUACAAGAACGUGCAUGAAAUAAGAUUAGAUGUAGCCCCUCAGUCGUGGAUCCAAAACUACCAGAUGCUGCAAAAUGUGGUACUGUAUCCAGCACAGAUUGAGGGCAACAUUGACUUUGGUUGUGUACCAAAGAGGAUAUAUUGUACUGCACAGGGUUUUAUGCUACUCAGUGUGUAGGUGGGAACAUACAGAUAUUAAGUUUUGAUACAGUUUCUCUUCACUUUUUCAGUAUUUUGGACUGUUUAAAGAGGUUUUCACUUUAAAAGAUAUAGAACAUCCUUAGAACUCCCAGUGGCUUUGUUGUAUGCUGUUGGGGAUGUGAAUUAUUAAAAAGUCAAGUGUACCUCUUUUCAGUGCUCAAGGUGAGGUAUUUGGGCUUUUUGAAUGUUUAGAUAGAUAAGGUGUUCUCACAAGAGCUGGAUUUCAUUCUGGUGUCUUUGAAUUUCAAAACCAAACAAAAACACGAGCUGCAAACAGCACUUUGUCCUACAAGAUACAUUACUAAUGAAAUCCUCUGAGAAAGAUCAGAAGCUCCUUUGUGUGGUGAUUCUCUGAAGUCUCCGCUUAGAUUUUCUCAGAAUUUGCACGUCACUGUUAAGUUUGGAUUACUUAUGAUGCAAAAUACUUACUAUCUUCAUUUUAAUAGACCUAACUGCAAUAUCACUGUGAUGUUCAUGGAUUGAGUAAGUAAGUGAGGGCAGUUCAUCUCUCCAUAAUGUCUUGUGAAUCUGGAAAUGAGCAAUUUUAGGCUUCUAAAGUUUGUUGGAACUAAUAUAUAUGUCAUUGCUCCUGUGUUUUCAUGAAUAAAGUAGGGAAUAUUACUGCUAA